Messenger RNA from Phyllostomus discolor (pale spear-nosed bat), 5424 nucleotides. RefSeq names its product THO complex 2 (gene THOC2). Gene Ontology annotation, biological process: mRNA export from nucleus; mRNA processing. Gene Ontology annotation, molecular function: mRNA binding. Gene Ontology annotation, cellular component: THO complex part of transcription export complex. The coding region runs from base 46 to 4908 and encodes 1620 amino acids. The transcript has 39 exons. The record is from RefSeq and is a predicted model, not a curated record. NCBI's taxonomy places the organism in Eukaryota, Metazoa, Chordata, Mammalia, Chiroptera, Phyllostomidae.
GCUCUCAAGCUACACAUCCGGGCUUCUGCUACUAGUGAGGGGAAGAUGGCGGCCGCAACGGUGUUGGUUCCCGUAGAGUGGAUAAAGAACUGGGAGAAAUCGGGGAGAGGCGAAUUUUUGCAUUUAUGUCGGAUCCUCAGUGAAAAUAAAAGCCAUGAUAGUUCGACUUACAGAGAUUUCCAGCAAGCUCUCUAUGAAUUAUCAUACCAUGUGAUUAAAGGAAAUCUAAAGCAUGAACAAGCAUCUAAUGUUUUUAAUGACAUUAGUGAAUUUCGUGAGGAUCUGCCCUCUAUUCUUGCUGAUGUGUUCUGCAUAUUAGAUAUUGAGACAAAUUGUUUAGAAGAAAAGGGCAAGAGAGACUAUUUUACACAAUUGGUAUUAGCAUGUUUGUAUUUAGUUUCAGACACAGUUCUAAAGGAACGCCUGGAUCCAGAAACAUUGGAAUCAUUAGGUCUUAUCAAACAAUCACAGCAAUUCAAUCAAAAGUCAGUUAAAAUCAAGACAAAACUCUUUUAUAAGCAACAAAAAUUCAAUUUGUUAAGAGAAGAAAAUGAAGGUUAUGCCAAGCUGAUUGCUGAAUUGGGGCAAGAUUUAUCAGGAAAUAUUACCAGUGAUUUAAUCUUAGAAAAUAUCAAAUCUUUAAUAGGAUGCUUUAAUCUGGAUCCCAAUAGAGUUUUGGAUGUCAUUUUAGAAGUGUUUGAAUGCAGGCCGGAACACGAUGACUUCUUUAUAUCUUUAUUAGAAUCUUACAUGAGUAUGUGUGAACCGCAAACACUGUGUCAUAUUCUUGGGUUCAAAUUCAAGUUUUACCAGGAACCAAAUGGAGAGACUCCUUCAUCUUUAUACAGAGUUGCAGCAGUGCUUCUACAAGUAAAUCUUAUUGAUUUAGAUGAUCUCUAUGUACAUCUUCUUCCAGCUGAUAAUUGCAUUAUGGAUGAACAUAAACGAGAAAUUGUGGAAGCUAAGCAAAUUGUUAGAAAACUUACGAUGGUUGUAUUGUCUUCUGAAAAAAUUGAUGAGCGAGAGAAAGACAAAGAAAAAGAAGAUGAGAAAGUAGAAAGGCCACCUGACAACCAAAAACUUGGUUUGUUGGAAGCCUUAUUAAAGAUCGGUGAUUGGCAGCAUGCACAGAACAUUAUGGAUCAGAUGCCUCCAUACUAUGCUGCUUCACAUAAGCUAAUAGCUCUUGCUAUUUGCAAGCUCAUUCACAUAACUAUUGAGCCUCUCUACAGAAGGGUCGGCGUUCCUAAAGGUGCUAAAGGCUCACCUGUUAAUGCUUUGCAAAAUAAAAGAGCACCAAAACAAGCAGAGAGCUUUGAAGAUUUGAGGAGAGAUGUCUUCAAUAUGUUCUGUUACCUUGGUCCUCACCUUUCUCAUGAUCCCAUUUUAUUUGCAAAAGUGGUGCGCAUAGGCAAAUCAUUUAUGAAGGAGUUUCAAUCUGAUGGAAGCAAACAGGAAGAUAAAGAAAAAACGGAAGUUAUCCUUAGCUGCUUGCUUAGCAUUACCGACCAGGUACUACUUCCAUCUCUUUCUUUGAUGGACUGCAAUGCUUGUAUGUCUGAGGAAUUGUGGGGAAUGUUUAAAACAUUUCCGUAUCAGCACAGAUACCGUCUGUAUGGCCAAUGGAAGAAUGAAACUUAUAACAGUCACCCACUUUUAGUAAAAGUUAAAGCUCAAACAAUAGACAGAGCCAAAUAUAUCAUGAAGCGUCUAACCAAGGAAAAUGUAAAGCCGUCUGGAAGACAGAUUGGGAAGUUGAGCCACAGUAAUCCAACCAUUUUGUUUGAUUACAUCUUGUCACAAAUACAGAAGUAUGAUAACUUAAUAACACCUGUAGUAGAUUCACUGAAAUACCUCACUUCAUUGAAUUAUGAUGUCUUGGCCUAUUGUAUCAUUGAAGCUUUAGCUAAUCCUGAGAAGGAAAGAAUGAAACAUGAUGACACAACCAUCUCAAGCUGGCUUCAGAGUCUGGCUAGUUUCUGUGGUGCAGUUUUUCGUAAAUAUCCAAUUGAUCUUGCUGGUCUUCUUCAAUAUGUGGCUAAUCAGCUAAAGGCGGGCAAAAGUUUUGACUUGCUUAUAUUGAAAGAAGUGGUACAAAAAAUGGCAGGAAUAGAAAUUACAGAGGAAAUGACAAUGGAGCAACUAGAGGCCAUGACUGGUGGAGAGCAACUAAAAGCUGAGGGUGGUUAUUUUGGCCAGAUCAGAAACACUAAAAAAUCUUCCCAGAGACUAAAGGAUGCUCUACUGGACCAUGAUCUUGCUCUUCCCCUCUGUUUGCUUAUGGCUCAGCAGAGGAAUGGGGUGAUCUUUCAGGAAGGUGGAGAGAAACAUUUGAAACUUGUGGGAAAACUCUAUGAUCAGUGUCAUGAUACCCUGGUACAGUUUGGUGGGUUUUUAGCAUCUAAUCUAAGCACAGAAGAUUAUAUAAAACGAGUGCCUUCAAUUGAUGUGCUCUGUAACGAAUUUCAUACACCCCAUGAUGCAGCAUUUUUCCUGUCUAGGCCAAUGUAUGCACACCAUAUUUCAUCCAAGUAUGAUGAACUUAAAAAAUCAGAAAAGGGAAGUAAACAGCAACAUAAAGUUCACAAGUACAUCACAUCAUGUGAAAUGGUGAUGGCUCCUGUCCAUGAAGCAGUGGUCUCCUUACAUGUUUCCAAAGUCUGGGAUGACAUCAGCCCUCAAUUCUAUGCCACCUUCUGGUCAUUGACAAUGUAUGACCUUGCAGUUCCACAUACCAGCUAUGAACGGGAAGUCAGUAAACUUAAAGUCCAGAUGAAAGCAAUUGAUGACAAUCAAGAAAUGCCUCCAAAUAAAAAGAAAAAAGAAAAGGAGCGCUGUACUGCCCUUCAAGACAAGCUUCUUGAAGAAGAAAAGAAACAGAUGGAACAUGUACAGCGAGUUCUACAGAGACUGAAACUGGAAAAGGACAACUGGCUUUUAGCAAAAUCUACCAAAAAUGAGACCAUCACAAAAUUUCUACAGCUCUGUAUAUUUCCUCGAUGUAUUUUUUCAGCAAUUGAUGCUGUCUACUGUGCUCGUUUUGUUGAAUUGGUACACCAGCAGAAAACUCCAAAUUUUUCCACACUUCUUUGUUAUGAUCGAGUUUUUUCUGACAUAAUUUACACAGUUGCAAGCUGUACUGAAAAUGAAGCUAGUCGGUAUGGGAGAUUUCUUUGUUGCAUGUUAGAGACUGUAACCAGAUGGCACAGUGAUAGAGGUACAUAUGAAAAGGAAUGUGGAAAUUAUCCAGGAUUUCUUACUAUAUUGCGGGCAACUGGAUUCGAUGGUGGAAAUAAAGCUGAUCAAUUAGACUAUGAAAAUUUUCGACAUGUUGUACAUAAAUGGCAUUACAAACUAACCAAGGCAUCGGUGCAUUGCCUUGAAACAGGCGAAUAUACUCAUAUCAGGAAUAUCUUGAUUGUGCUAACAAAAAUACUUCCUUGGUAUCCAAAAGUUUUGAAUCUGGGUCAAGCUUUGGAAAGAAGAGUGCAUAAAAUCUGCCAAGAAGAAAAAGAGAAGAGGCCUGAUCUAUAUGCAUUGGCUAUGGGCUACUCUGGGCAGUUGAAAAGUAAAAAGUCAUACAUGAUACCUGAAAAUGAGUUUCAUCACAAAGACCCCCCUCCGAGGAAUGCAGUUGCCAGUGUACAAAAUGGGCCUGGUGGUGGGUCUUCUUCAUCGUCAAUAGGAAGUGCAUCUAAAUCUGAUGAAAGCAGUGCUGAGGAGAAUGAUAAAUCAAGGGAGAGAGCUCAGUGUGGUGUGAAAGCUGUUAAUAAAUCUUCUAGUGCCACACCGAAAGGGAAUUCAAGCAAUGGAAAUAGUGGCUCUAACAGCAGCAAAACCAUUAAAGAAAAUGACAAAGAAAAAGGGAAAGAUAAAGACAAGGAGAAAAGAGAAAAGACUCCAGCUACUACUCCAGAGGCCAGGGUACUUGGUAAAGAUGGUAAAGAAAAACCGAAGGAAGAGCGGCCAAAUAAAGAUGAAAAAGCAAGAGAGACGAAGGAAAGAACACCUAAGUCCGACAAAGAGAAAGAAAAAUUCAAGAAGGAAGAAAAAGCUAAAGAUGAGAAAUUCAAGACCACUGUCUCCAAUGUAGAAUCAAAAUCAACUCAAGAGAAGGAAAAAGAGAAGGAACCAUCCAGAGAAAAAGAUAUAGCAAAGGAAAUGAAAUCAAAGGAAAAUGUUAAAGGAGGAGAAAAAACGCCAGUUUCUGGGUCCUUGAAGUCACCUGUUCCCCGAUCAGAUACUACUGAGCCUGAAAGGGAACAAAAACGCCGCAAAAUUGAUACCCACCCUUCUCCAUCACAUUCCUCAACAGUAAAGGUUACAGCCUUACUUCCCAAAGUUCUUCUGGGUUCUGAGAACUAUGCCAGCUCACCUGUCAUCUCCAUUCAUUUUCUACAGGACAGUCUCAUCGAACUCAAGGAGUCUUCAGCAAAGCUCUACCUUAAUCAUACUCCUUCACCACUGUCCAAGAGUAAGGAGAGAGAAAUGGACAAGAAAGAUUUGGACAAGUCAAGGGAAAGAUCCAGAGAAAGAGAGAAAAAAGAUGAAAAGGACAGGAAAGAGCGGAAAAGGGAUCACUCAAACAAUGAACGUGAAGUGCUACCGGACUUAACCAAGAGGCGAAAAGAGGAGAAUGGAACAAUGGCAGUUUCAAAACACAAAAGUGAAAGUCCAUGUGAGUCUCCUUAUCCGAAUGAGAAAGACAAGGAAAAAAAUAAGUCAAAAUCUUCAAGCAAAGAAAAAGGAGGUGAUUCAUUUAAAUCUGAAAAGAUGGAUAAAAUCUCCUCCAGUGGCAAAAAGGAGUCCAGGCAUGAUAAAGAAAAGAUAGAAAAGAAAGAGAAACGUGACAGUUCAGGAGGAAAGGAAGAGAAGAAACAUCAUAAGUCCUCAGACAAACACAGAUAAUGAAGACUUUCAAUCAAGGCUAUGGACAGAUCCCUAAGCUGAAGGUCUCCCAGAGGAGGAUGCCAAAGCUCCAUGCGUCACUCUAGGAACGGUAUCUCCCAUAAUUAAGAGCUUCUGGUGCUGUCCAUUUAAUGGGAAUCUGCUUUAAGUCAGAAGAUGAAUAUAUACCACCAUCCUCUUGAUGAGACAUUCCAAAGUCACUGAUUUUCAGAACAUUAUUUUCACCUCCAGACAGUUCCUUUGCAGCAAGGUCCCUGUGUAUACAAUUUUUACUUGAAAUUCGCCAUCCAGAAGCAGCAUCUAAUGAAAAUUUCACUAACUGUUCCAGUUUAUCCUUCUUUCUCAGAAAGGAGAGGAAAUCGCCUCCUGGAACCAGUUCCUUAAUAAUGUAGAUAGACUGCAUUUGUGUAUGAACUCAUAAGUUUGACAAUAUUGGGAUGAUUGUAUUGCUUGAGGAUUUUGCCUUCUUGUAAAAAUUUUAAUUUCCAUUCCUGGGAAAGAUCAUCUUUACGUGUU